AUGACUCCAUGUUGUAAAGGUGAACAAUUUGAAGACGACAGUAAUACUUGUAAAGAAAGUAACAUUCGUGACGAGAGCGAAGCCAUAAUGUCUUAUGAAAGGCAGCAAUGUUGUCCUUCAAGUAAGCAAGUCGCUCCUAGUAAACCUGCUGGCGUGGAAGGAAGGAAGGGAAAAGACGAAAUGGCGACAGAUAAAUCUUGUUGCUCCGAACCCAAGGCUUGUUGUUCAUCUGACAAGGGGAAAGUUCAGACGUCGUCAAAAGAAAAAAACCGAGCAACUUGCUGUACCGACAAGAAUGAUAAAUGCUGUGAAAAAAAGACAAAAACAGAAGGAUGUGUAUCUACCAAUGCUGAAGAAAGCUGCUGCAAGGAUACAAGAGAACCUAUGUUGGUUACCGAAGCGAGUGAACAAAAGGGCCAAGCAACUUGCUGUUCCAACAAGACUGACAAAUGCUGUAACAAGAAGCAGAAUAAAGAAGAAUGUAAAUCCCCCAAAGUUGAAUUGAAGUAA
Actinia tenebrosa (Australian red waratah sea anemone) is the source of this 510-nucleotide messenger RNA. Its product is annotated as metallothionein-1-like. NCBI's taxonomy places the organism in Eukaryota, Metazoa, Cnidaria, Anthozoa, Actiniaria, Actiniidae. The record is from RefSeq and is a predicted model, not a curated record.